GGGCACCUUGGGGAGCUUCCAUUUCACAUACACAAACAUACAUCAAGCCAGUGAAGCUAGCUAUAGCUCACAGUGGCUUCCACCACCAUGAAACUAGCUCUUUUCUCAGUUCUUACACUCCUCUACUUCCAAGCAGUGGUCUCUGUAAAGCCGCCAUUGCGCCAACAUCCACUUGACCCUUUAACCAAUGAAGAGUUUCUAACUGUCCAAACCCUAGUCCAUAACAAAUAUCCCACCUCAAAAAACAAAGUAGCUUUCCACUAUAUUGGCCUUGAUGACCCCGCCAAAGAUUAUAUCGCCAUAUAUGAACGUUCUCUAAUUCCUGUAGUAAUUCGUCGUAAAUCUUUUGUCCUUGCUAUCAUCAAUGGACAAAGCCAUGAGAUAGUAAUUGAUAUAAGGUUGAAAACUAUUGACUCUGACAAUGUUCAUAAGGGAUAUGGUUUCCCUAUCUUAUCCGUUGAGGAACAAGGUGUUGCCAUAGAGCUUCCACUGAAAUAUCCUGCUUUCAUUGCUUCAGUGAAAAAGAGAGGUUUAAAUCUCUCUGAAGUGGUUUGUUCUACAUUCUCCAUGGGAUGGUUUGGAGAAGAAGAGAGUAAAAGGACUGUGAGAGUUGACUGUUUUAUGAAAGAAAACAGUGUUAAUAUAUAUGUGAGGCCUAUUAGUGGAUUAACCAUUGUUGUUGAUCUUGGACUACAGAAAAUUGUUGAAUAUCAUGACAGAGAAAUUGAAACUGUGCCUACAGCUGAAAACACUGAAUAUCAGGUUUCAAAACAAAGCCCACCAUUUGGACCAAACCAGCAUAGUCUUACCAGUCAUCAACCUCAAGGUCCUGGCUUCCAGAUCAAGGGCCAUAGUGUUAGUUGGGCCAAUUGGAAGUUUCAUAUAGGAUUUGAUGUACGAGCUGGUAUUGUAAUAUCCCUUGCAUCUAUUUAUGAUCUAGAGAAGCACAUAUAUCGUAGAGUAUUAUACAAAGGGUACAUUUCUGAGUUGUUUGUGCCAUACCAAGAUCCAACAGAAGAAUUUUACUUUAAGACAUUUUUCGAUUCUGGUGAGUUUGGAUUUGGUCUAUCGACUGUGUCUUUGAUACCCAACCGUGAUUGUCCACCACAUGCCCAAUUCAUUGAUACAUACAUUCACUCUGAUGAUGGUACCCCAAGCAUCUUGAAGAAUGCAAUUUGUGUUUUCGAACAAUAUGAUAGUAUUAUGUGGCGUCACACUGAAACUGGCAUUCCUGAUGAAUUUAUUGAAGAGUCUAGAACUGAAGUGAAUUUGAUUGUUAGAACUGUAGUCACGGUAGGAAACUAUGACAAUGUUUUAGAUUGGGAGUUCAAAACAAGUGGUUCCAUCAAACCCUCGAUUGCACUAUCGGGUAUACUGGAAAUUAAGGGAACAAACAUUAAGCACACGAAUGAGAUUAAGGGAGAACUGUAUGGUAAAUUGGUUUCAGCUAACAGCAUUGGAGUUUACCAUGAUCAUUUCUACAUGUACUAUCUUGAUUUUGAUAUCGACGGUCCAGAAAACUCGUUUGAGAAAACAAGUUUAAAGACUGUAAGAAUCACUGAUGGAAGUUCAAAGAGAAAGAGUUACUGGACCACUGAGACUCAAACUGCUAAGACAGAAUCAGAUGCAAAAAUCACAAUUGGACCUACCCCGGCUGAACUAGUCGUGAUUAAUCCAAACAAAAAAACCGCGAUCGGAAACCACAUCGGAUACCGUUUGAUUCCGGCAAUUCCAGCUCAUCCACUUCUAACCGAAGAUGAUUACCCACAAAUACGUGGUGCUUUCACUAAUUAUAAUGUUUGGAUCACACCUUAUAAUAGAACUGAAAAAUGGGCUGGUGGACUUUAUGUUGAUCAUAGUCGUGGAGAUGACACUUUAGCUGUUUGGACCAAACAGAAUAGAAACAUUGUGAACAAGGACAUUGUGAUGUGGCAUGUAGUUGGAAUUCAUCAUGUUCCAGCACAAGAAGAUUUCCCAAUAAUGCCACUAUUGAGCACUUCAUUUGAGCUCAGGCCAACCAAUUUCUUUGAGAGGAAUCCAGUCCUUAAAACACUUUCUCCAAAAGAUGUUCCAUGGCCUGGUUGCUCCAAUUAAAACUAGAGAAUGUGUGCAAUUUAUUUGCACUUAAUAGGCUUAUCGGACGGUCUGACAUAUUCUCACUCCUAAUGGCAAGUGUAGCCAUGAAUAAAUGUCCGUUUGUUUUCAAAUUUUAUUAUCAAUUGUUUUUUGUUUAGGAUUUGCUUUCUAAUUAUUGUGCAAGCAUGAUUGAGUUGUGGUGUGGCCUUUGGACUGCAACUCUGUAUGUUGCUUAGCCUUUUUUGUUAAUUUGUUUGGCUUAUCGCUUUGUACUUUUCUAGAGUGCUGCUUGUCGAGUUGCUCUCAUCCUUUUAAUGAUAAUUUCAUUUUUCCUA
Molecule: messenger RNA, 2411 nt
Organism: Medicago truncatula (barrel medic)
Lineage: Eukaryota; Viridiplantae; Streptophyta; Magnoliopsida; Fabales; Fabaceae
Product: primary amine oxidase
Exons: 5
Coding region: 88-2094 (668 amino acids)
Biological process (GO): amine metabolic process
Molecular function (GO): quinone binding; copper ion binding; primary methylamine oxidase activity
Source: RefSeq, a predicted model, not a curated record